Molecule: messenger RNA, 426 nt
Organism: Myotis myotis
Lineage: Eukaryota; Metazoa; Chordata; Mammalia; Chiroptera; Vespertilionidae
Product: beta-defensin 103A-like
Exons: 2
Coding region: 127-330 (67 amino acids)
Biological process (GO): defense response to bacterium; cell chemotaxis
Cellular component (GO): extracellular region
Molecular function (GO): CCR6 chemokine receptor binding; chemoattractant activity
Source: RefSeq, a predicted model, not a curated record
UUGUCAUCACUGUGAUAUUACAGGAAUUGCAGCCAUGGCUCACGCUCCCCAUGCUGUGGACCAGGACCUUAUAAAGUCCACAGGCACAGCUUCCCGGCCAGUCUCCCGCGCUGUGAGGCCGUCAGCAUGAGGAUCUAUUACCUGGUCUUUGGGUUGCUGCUCCUGUGCCUGGUGCCUGCUCCAGGCAAUGGAGGGAUCAUAAGCACAGUGCAGAGGUACUUUUGCAAAGUGAGGAGUGGCCGCUGCGCCUUGGUGAGCUGCCUCCCUAAGGAGGAGCACAUAGGCAGCUGCUCACUCACUGGCCGGAAGUGCUGCCGGAGGAGGAAGUGACGGUCCUGAAAUGUGGAGAAUGUUGUCACGUGUGAAGAUGCCUGCAUGGAGUUUAUGAAAGCAAAAUUACAGUAAAUAUUUUUUCCAAAAAAAUCA